AUGACGGUUGUUGGGGAAGAUGACGGCGCUCGCGCUGACGAGGGUGCCUAUCGCAGGAGGAAGGACCAUGAGGAGGACCUUCUGUUUGGACUCGAAGGAAGGGUAGUAGCAGGAGACGGUGUUGGAGUCGAGGAGGCCGACGAUGGCGAAGACCAGGACGGAGAGGGCGGCGUGGACGAAGUCUCCAAGGCGGAGCCUGUAAUUGGAGAGGUCUGUAGUGGAGGAUUUCGGAUCCCAGAAGGGCCAGAGUCCCUUGCCCGUCACGAUGCCGUAGUAGACCUUGCCGUCUGCAUCAGUAUAGCUGUCGGUGAAGCAGGAGAAGGCGCAGGAGAAGCCGCAGAUGCCGAGGAGGACGCCGCUGAGGACCUUGUUGACAACGCUGCAGUGACCGUUGUCCGUCAACACCCUAUAGAGGAACUGGAAGAGGAAGACGGUUCCGGUGGGGAGGAGCCUGAUGAGGUCGCCCAGCCCUUGGAAGGCCUUACUCCCCAGAGUCUGCGCCAUGCCUCUGAUACACAAUCUCUCUCUCUCUCUCUCUCUCUCUCUCUCUCUCUCUCUCUCUCUCUCUCUCUCUCUCUCUCUCUCUUCCCCUCCCCCACUUCCUCUCUCUCCCACAAGACGCACGACAGCUCCCCGCCCUCAACAACUUAAGACUCGGUAUAACAUCAGGCACAAGAGGGUUCAUUCGGGUGGGUUUUCUCAGAUGACGUCUAUUUGGUUUGUACAGUCCGCAAACAAGCCGCGACGAACUUAUCAAACCACGUGGCUUUCCCGAGUCAAUUCAAACCUCGUGGCUUUCCGAGUCAAGCUUUAUCCCAAGCCAGACCAGCUUGAAGUGA
Messenger RNA from Spirodela intermedia, 839 nucleotides. Lineage: Eukaryota; Viridiplantae; Streptophyta; Magnoliopsida; Alismatales; Araceae. The record is from the annotation of a GenBank genome assembly.